This is a messenger RNA of Nannospalax galili (Upper Galilee mountains blind mole rat), 786 nucleotides long. RefSeq names its product natural killer cell granule protein 7 (gene Nkg7). The transcript has 4 exons. The record is from RefSeq and is a predicted model, not a curated record. Gene Ontology annotation, cellular component: plasma membrane. The coding region runs from base 120 to 617 and encodes 165 amino acids. Lineage: Eukaryota; Metazoa; Chordata; Mammalia; Rodentia; Spalacidae.
GGCUCCUUCUGGGUGGACCUGGGAGGCCUCCUGCACAACCUCCUCCUUUUUCCAAGACCCAGCAGUCUGGGUCAUCUGUAUCUUUGUAGGCCGAGGAGAGGAAACCCAGUGGUCCUUCCAUGGAGCCCUGCAGGUCUCUGGCCCUGCUUGCUGGCUCCCUGGGCCUGAUGUCUUCUCUGAUUGCUCUGAGCACCGAUUUCUGGAUUGUGGCCCUGGGGCCCAACUGGUCAGCUCACUCGGGCCUUUGGCCAACCAGCAGUGGGGAUCCAAUAGCAGGUUACAUCCAUGUGACACAGAGUUUCUGCAUCCUGGCGGCCCUCUGGGGCCUAGUGUCCGUGGGCUUCCUGGUCCUGUCAUGCAUCCCCGCACUGUCUGCCCCCGGCCGUGGCCCCUUGGUCUCAACCAUCAUAGCCUUUGCAGCAGCCCUGUCCAUGAUGGUGGCCAUGGCAGUAUACACCACUGAGCGGUGGGGACAACCUCCACACUCCCAGGUCCAGACCUUCUUUUCCUGGUCGUUCUACCUGGGCUGGGUCAGUGUCAUCCUCUUCCUCGGUACAGGUUCCCUGAGCCUGGGUGCUCACUGUAGAGCGCACCAGGCUGGCUAUGAAUCCUUGUGAACGGAAGACCAGGACAGCAGGAUGUUGGGGGCAUUUUGAUCUCAAGGUGUCGUCGUCGUCAGGACCCACAGAAAGGAUGCCGAUUCUCUCCCUGUCCUUCCCCCCACUUAGCCUUACCUUUCAUUAACUUCAUGCAUUCAAUAAAAAUUUGCUAAUGUUCCAAGAUUAA